Messenger RNA from Pseudonaja textilis, 615 nucleotides. The record is from RefSeq and is a predicted model, not a curated record. Lineage: Eukaryota; Metazoa; Chordata; Lepidosauria; Squamata; Elapidae.
ACGCCGGGCUUCCUCGACACGGCUCGUCUCGAGCGGGAAACCGCGGCCGAAGUGAGAAAGUGCAUCAAGUUUUGCAUGCCGGGCCCCCACGUCAUCCUGCAGGUGAUCCGCCCAGUCCGCUUCACCAAGGAGGAGGAGGAGGUGGCGCGCUUGAUCAAGGAGAUCUUCAGCUUGAAGGCCAAGGAUUACAUGAUCAUCCUCUUCACCCGCAAGGAGGACCUGGAGGGCAAAACCCUGGAGGAGUUCAUCGCCAAAGGCAACGCGGGCCUGAAGGAGCAGGUGUACCGCUGCGGCAACCGCUUCCUGGCCUUUAACAACAAGGCCGAAGGCGCAGAGCGCGAAGCUCAGGUGAGCCAGCUGAUGGCCAUGAUUGACGCGCUGGUGCAGAAGAACCGCGCGGCCCCGUGUUACACGGAGGAGAUGAUGAAGGCUGACAAGGAGCACUUGGCCAAAAAACGGGACUACUCCUGGCUGUGUCCUUUGCUUUGAGGGGGACGGUGGUGAAACGCUCGGGGCCCAGCUUCCAGGCGCCGCGACGGCAACUCCACGGAUCGUCUUUGUCUCGGCUCGGCCCGCUUCAGCUUUCCGCUUCCCCCUCCGGAACUCCCCCCCCCC